AUGUCCUCCCCCCCUGCCUCCUCCCCCCCAUCCACAACCCCCUCCACCUCCCACAAACGCCGCAUCUCCCUCCCGCCCCCAGGCCCCCCCACCUCCUCCAAGAAACCCAAACUCCCCACGCGCAAGAACAGCACGCUCCACACCCCCACAACCAACAAGCACCUCCACCCCCUCCGCCAGACCUCCUUCCCCCCCGAAUCCGAGAUCGACCGCCGCCGCUCCCCCAGCGUCCUCACCGCCACCGGCGGCGCCGCAAGCCAAACCACAAACAACAACAACGAGGACGACGAGGACGACGGCCGGGACGACUACGGCACCACCACAGUCCUCGCGGACGGCAGCGCCGGUGGCUUUGCCGAGGACGACGCCGAGAAGCGCAAGCUGGCGAUCCUCCUCGACUCGUUUGACGCGGACCAGAACCGCCGCUACGAAGCCUUCCGCCGGUCCAACCUCAACAAAGCUGCCGUCAAGAAGCUGGCCAACCAGGUGCUCUCGCAGUCGGUCACAGCCAACGUCGGCACCGUGAUCUGCGGAUUCUCAAAGGUCUUCACGGGCGAGAUCAUUGAGCUCGCGCUGCAGAUACAGCGGCAGUGGGGCGAUCAGGGGCCGCUGCUGCCGGACCAUCUCAGGGAGGCGGCGAGGAGGUAUAAGGUUGAGAUGGCGGGCAGUAUGGGUUUCCGUGGCGCGGUCGGGGGUGGCUCGCCGAGUGCUGCUGGGGCGGGGCCUGGUGCAGGGGGUGACGGGCCUGGGGCGGGCGUGGGGAGGCUGUUUAGAUGA
Morchella sextelata is the source of this 777-nucleotide messenger RNA. RefSeq lists its product as uncharacterized. Gene Ontology annotation, biological process: transcription initiation at RNA polymerase II promoter; RNA polymerase II preinitiation complex assembly. The record is from RefSeq and is a predicted model, not a curated record. Bases 1 to 777 code for a protein of 258 amino acids. Gene Ontology annotation, cellular component: transcription factor TFIID complex; nucleus. Lineage: Eukaryota; Fungi; Ascomycota; Pezizomycetes; Pezizales; Morchellaceae. The transcript has 2 exons. Gene Ontology annotation, molecular function: protein heterodimerization activity; transcription coactivator activity.